AAAAAAUACACAAAUCAUCAAAUCUUGUCUUGUUUAUCUUGAUAACUCCUCCUCGUUUUAAAAAGGAAGUUCAUUACUUUAGUAACACCCAUUCCCUCACGCUCAGGUUUUCGUUCUUAAACGGCAGCCGCAGACCUUCUACAAUACUUAACACGCAGGCAAAAGAAAGAAAAGUACUUUUCUUUUUAAGUCUUGUAACGCUGCUUUUGAACAUGGAGAGCUGUUUUUCAUUUAACCGGGAACCAGGAAACAGAAGGGUCUUUCCUUCCAACACGGAAGGGGAGGAAGGAGUGUACAGGAUUCCUGCUCUUCUGUGUGACAAAAACACUAAAACUCUUCUGGCUUUUGCAGAGAAACGGUCAGAUUCAGAUGACUCCAGCUCUGUGGCGCUUGUCAUGAGAAAAGGAACGGUGAUGAAGGAAGGAAACUCUGUUAAUGUUUUGUGGUCUGAACCCAAACGUGUGGUGGCGAAGGAAACUUUGGAGGGCGGAUAUCGUCCGAUGAACCCUUGUCCAGUCUACGAAAAGAAAAGCAACACAAUCUUUCUUUUUUUCAUCGGCGUUGAAGGAAAGGUUUCAGAGCAAAAGCAGAUCAGGUCAGGAGUCAAUAAGACUCGCCUCUACUACAUGACAAGCGCUGAUGGUGGGAACAGCUGGAGCACAGUCACUUAUCUGACUGAACACUUGCCUGAGAUUAAAACCUGGUCCACGUUUGCUGUCGGGGGGCCGGGCCGUGGUCUUCAGACUGAGAGCGGCAGACUGAUUGUUCCUGCUUAUGCAUAUGCCCAGUGCUCAUCAUGUCAGGCUUGUCCAGCUAAAAAGACCAGAAGCUGUUGUCCUCCUCCCAAAGCCUUCAGCGUUUACAGUGACGAUGGAGAGAAUUUCAGCCUUGGAGACAUGAUGGGAGACGAGUCGCUUGAAUGUGAAAUGGCAGAGUUUUGUGACGUUGAGGGCAACAGGUUUGUCUACUGCAAUGCUCGUAGUGGGGGAGGUUGUCGUGUAGAAGGGGUUAGUGAAGAUGAUGGAAAGAGUUUUAUUCUUUUAAAUUCUGCCCUUGUUGAAACUGGAUAUGGAUGUCAGGGGAGUGUUGUCUCCUUUCCAGCUCAACCUGAGGGGGCUGGUCCAGCUCAGGGUGAGUGGCUGCUUUACUCCCAUCCAACCAGCAAGUCCAAAAGGGUUGAUUUAGGCGUGUAUCUGAACAAAUCUCCAAAGGAUCAAAAUGCAUGGAGGAAGCCCUGGAUCCUUAACCCUGGGCCCAGUGGGUACUCAGACCUGGCUUACCUUGAUGAUGGAUGGUUUGCAUGUCUGAUGGAGCGAGGAGAAAAGUCUGAAAUAGAGGAGAUAGCCUGUGUGUGUUUCUCCUAUGACAAUCUCAAAAAGGGCAUUGGAAAUUAAACAUCCGUUCCUCAGAUUCAUCUGUAACAUAGAACACCAGUUACAAACACCACAAUUAAAGACCCUUGUCAAUAAAUGUACAGGUGAUACAUUCGUUUUAUAUGACUGCAUUGAAAGACAACCUGUAUGAUGUGUGUGCUUUGUUUUUCUUCAGCUGCCCAUGUUCAGCUCACUCACACCUUCUCCUCAUCCAACUGUUUGUCAUCUACUAAUCACCCUUCUUCUCCCAUUCUCCAUCUGAUUCCUCUGUUCUCUUCAACCCUGUUGCCUUCUUCUAUGUAAUUACUUUCAAAACAAAAAACAUGUCAUCCAGUUGUUUUAUUUUAACAAUGAUCAUGAAAUGUAAUUGUUAAUUAUUGUCAGUAAAAAUGUCUAGAAGAAAAUAAAAUCCCCACAUAUC
Messenger RNA from Nothobranchius furzeri (turquoise killifish), 1794 nucleotides. NCBI's taxonomy places the organism in Eukaryota, Metazoa, Chordata, Actinopteri, Cyprinodontiformes, Nothobranchiidae. The record is from RefSeq and is a predicted model, not a curated record.